AUGAGGAUCACUCCCUCCAAAACCUGGCAACAUCAUAUGACACUAGACUCUGAAGGGAAGCCUGUGGCUGUCGAGUAUUACUCUGAUGACUGGUCUACUCAUGCUGCCAAGUUGAGUUUUGAGAAACUUGUCUUCUCCAAGACCUCUAACACCAAUGCUCGCACUGAAGCUGAAAUCACACUGCUGGACAUCGUCUAUAAGUUUGCUCAGGAUCUUCACUUCUUUGUUACUGGAGGCGAAAAUGAGAACUACCUCGUCUUGUCUUCUGUUCUUCAAGGCUUUUUCGAUGCUGUUGCACUUCUUCUAAGGGUGGUUCUUGAAACGGAUCCUAACGUCAUUGCGGGGAAAGUAGCAAUGCAGAGCACAGAAGCUAGUGGUUCACUCACUGAACAGACAUUAACUCAAGCAUUGGCAACAGCUCGGGAACAUCUUGCAAGAAGUCUGCUUACAUGAGUUUUUUUACUCAUAUGCGCAUGGCCAAACAUGAUAGAGUGGAAGAGCAACUUUUAUGGGAUUUUGUCUCCCGAUUUUAUAACGUGUGAAAGGCUUCUAAUAAUUUAAAGCACUUAGCUUUACUCUUAAACUUUUGCAAUGCUGGAAUUUGAAGACUGGAUAUUGCAGAAUAUGGUUAUUUCUAAUGUUUGCC
Molecule: messenger RNA, 646 nt
Organism: Eruca vesicaria subsp. sativa (arugula)
Lineage: Eukaryota; Viridiplantae; Streptophyta; Magnoliopsida; Brassicales; Brassicaceae
Source: the annotation of a GenBank genome assembly